This is a messenger RNA of Podospora pseudocomata, 894 nucleotides long. RefSeq lists its product as uncharacterized. The transcript has 3 exons. Gene Ontology annotation, molecular function: sulfur dioxygenase activity. Gene Ontology annotation, biological process: hydrogen sulfide metabolic process; glutathione metabolic process. Lineage: Eukaryota; Fungi; Ascomycota; Sordariomycetes; Sordariales; Podosporaceae. The record is from RefSeq and is a predicted model, not a curated record. The coding region runs from base 13 to 894 and encodes 293 amino acids.
CAAACACUCAACAUGGCAUCUCCGAUUGUCCACCCCAUCUUUGAGCCUGUCACGGGCACCUGGCAAUACAUCAUUGCUGACCCGUCCACCCUUGCCGCCGCCAUCAUCGACCCCGUGCUUGAUUUUGAACCCGCCCGCAAUACCGUCUCCACGGCCACUGCUGAUUCGUUACUCGAUAUCGUCGUCCAGAACAACUACAAAGUUGGUUAUCUUCUCGAGACACAUACCCAUGCAGACCAUCUGUCUGCUUCCCGGUACCUCCAGCUCAAGCUCGCGCAAUCAACAAACCCGAAAACAGGGGUUGGCAAGCGCAUCGUCCAGGUCCAAACCACAUUUGCCCAGAAAUACGGAGUCGAACAAUCCGAACUCGAAGAUGUUUUCGAUUUUCUUUGGGAGGAUGACCAGACUUUCAGAAUCGGUGACUUGGAGGCAAAGGUGGUCCAUCUGCCUGGCCACACGCCUGAUCAUGUUGGAUAUUUGAUUGGCGACAACAUCUUUUGUGGCGAUUCUCUGUUCCUCCCUGACGUUGGCUCAGCCCGUUGCGACUUCCCCGGAGGAGACGCUGUCCAACUCUACCACUCAGUCCAAACCCUCUUCUCCCUCCCCCCACAUUACAAGAUCUACACAGGCCACGAUUACCCAUCCGGCGACCGCAGCGACCCAGUCCCUUACACGACAGUAGCCGAGCAACAAGAACGGAACAAACACCUCAAGAUUGGCACAACACAACAAGAGUUUGUGAACUGGAGGCAGGAGAGGGACUCGGGGCUUGGGGAGCCGAGGUUGCUGCACCAGAGUCUGCAGGUUAAUAUCCGAGGAGGGAGACUGCCGAGGAGUGGGAUGUUGGUUUUGCCUUUGAAGGGGACCAGGGAGGUGGGGGGUGUGAGGCUUUGA